Wyeomyia smithii (pitcher-plant mosquito) is the source of this 2588-nucleotide messenger RNA. It is a transcript of the gene GlyRS, whose product is annotated as glycine--tRNA ligase. The record is from RefSeq and is a predicted model, not a curated record. Bases 159 to 2450 code for a protein of 763 amino acids. NCBI's taxonomy places the organism in Eukaryota, Metazoa, Arthropoda, Insecta, Diptera, Culicidae. Gene Ontology annotation, biological process: mitochondrial glycyl-tRNA aminoacylation. Gene Ontology annotation, cellular component: cytoplasm; mitochondrion. Gene Ontology annotation, molecular function: glycine-tRNA ligase activity; ATP binding. The transcript is spliced from 4 exons.
UCAAACUGGAUACAGCAAUUUGCGAGCAUCUGCAUUCGAAGUCUCGUUCUGAAAAGUGGAAAAAAGUGAAUGUGCUGACGUGAAUAAUUUUAGAAUAACCUUUUCAGUGAAUCAUCUGACUGUUCUGUAAUAAAAAACCUUAGUUUAUCUUUCAUUAAAUGCACCAAUCGCUCUCGAUCUUCCUAAAUAGAGUAGUCUCGUGCAACGUUGGCAGGCUUGCGCUAAAGCAGUCCUCGUUUUUCUGCAGCUCGGCGCGGAGAUUUCAUCAUCUUUUGCGGGUAAAUCGAUACUGCCUUUCGCCGGCAAGUGCAGCUUACAGCCAGCAGGCAGCGGUCAGUAAACCUUUCAUCUGGGGCUCCAAUAAGAAACACCGUGAUUUUAAACUAAAACAGCAGCUGUUGGAAAACAUGACCAUGGAUCCGAAAAUUGAGGAAGUUUUGGCCCCAUUGCGGCAGGCCGUUAAAGAGCAGGGUGACUUAGUGCGGAAGUUGAAAACGGAAAAGGCUCCGGAGAUUGAUGUUAAGAAAGCGGUCAAUGAACUAAAGGCUCGUAAGAAGAUUUUGGAAGAUAAGGAACUUAGCCUUGCUCCGGCGGUUGCAACCUUCGACCGUGCUCGGAUGGAAGAUUUGUUGAAGCGCCGGUUCUUUUACGACCAGAGUUUCGCCAUCUACGGUGGAAUCACCGGUCAGUACGAUUUUGGCCCGAUGGGUUGCGCUUUAAAAUCGAAUAUGAUCAAUGCCUGGCGGCAGUUCUUCGUGCUAGAGGAACAGAUGCUCGAAGUAGACUGUUCGAUUUUGACUCCCGAACCAGUACUGAAAGCAUCCGGUCACGUCGACCGGUUCGCAGAUUUGAUGGUGAAAGAUGUAGUGAAUGGAGAAUGCUUUCGGUUGGAUCAUUUAAUCAAAAAUCACUUGGAGAAAAUUUCGGCAGCGAAGGAUGCUACCCAAGAGCUGAAAGACGAGUGUACGGACAUCGUCAUCAAGUUGGACGGCAUGAACAAGAACGAAAUGGCAGCAAUUUUGAAGAAGUUCGGUAUGAAGAGUCCAAUCACUGGAAACGAGUUAACGGAACCGAUUGAGUUCAAUCUGAUGUUUGGAACCCAGAUUGGUCCCACUGGUUUGGUGAAGGGAUUCCUGCGGCCUGAAACAGCUCAGGGCAUUUUUGUCAACUUUAAACGGUUGUUGGAGUUCAAUCAGGGUAAGCUUCCGUUCGCGGCAGCUCAGAUUGGAAAUUCGUUCCGCAACGAAAUUUCACCCCGAUCUGGUUUGAUUCGGGUUCGUGAGUUUACUAUGUGUGAAAUCGAACAUUUCUGUGACCCCCAAUUGAAGGAUCAUCCUAAGUUUGAAAGCGUUAAGGAUGUUAUCAUGACAUUGUACUCGGCUUGCAAUCAGAUGGAUGGUAAAAGUGCCCAGCAGAUAACGAUUGGUGAUGCCGUGGGCAGAGGAUUGGUAGCAAAUGAAACUUUGGGUUACUUUAUGGCUCGAAUCCAGCAGUUCAUGCUUAAAAUUGGUAUCCUUCCGGAUCGGUUACGCUUCCGGCAACAUAUGGGCAACGAAAUGGCGCAUUAUGCUUGUGACUGUUGGGAUGCAGAAUGUUUGACCAGUUACGGAUGGAUCGAAUGCGUCGGUUGUGCCGAUCGGUCUGCUUACGAUCUGACGCAGCAUACCAACGCAACUGGAGUUAAGCUGGUAGCGGAGAAGAAACUUCCGGCCCCUAAAACUAUAGAAGUAACUGAGGUGGUUCCCAAUAAAGCGGCGAUUGGAAAGGCGUUUAAGAAAGAAGCAAAAUCUAUAACCGAAAUGUUGGCAAAACUUAGUCUUUCGGAUGUGGAAGUUAUUGGGCAAAGUUUGGCCGAGUCCGGCAAACACACGCUGACCGUAAAUGGUGCGGAUGUCGAGCUCAGUGCGGAGAUGAUCGCUGUUAAGACUAGCUCCAAGACCGUUCAUGUCGAGGAAAUCACUCCCAGUGUUAUUGAACCAUCGUUUGGCGUUGGUCGUAUUAUGUACUCACUGUUAGAGCACAGCUUCCGAAUGCGUGAAGGUGAUGAGCAGCGAAGCUACUUCUCACUACCUCCGGUAGUCGCUCCACUGAAAUGCUCCGUACUGCCACUCAGCAACAAUGCCGAAUUUGUGCCGUUCGUCAAACAAAUUUCAACCGCUCUGACAAGCGUUGAUGUUUCCCACAAGGUGGAUGAUUCCAGCGGAUCGAUUGGCCGUCGGUAUGCUCGUACGGAUGAAAUCGCUAUCCCCUACGGUAUUACGAUCGAUUUCGAUACAUUAAACGAGCCGCACAGUGUGACACUGCGCGAACGUGACUCGAUGAAGCAAGUUCGAAUUGGGUUAGCUGAGGUGGCCGAAGUGGUGCGGAAUUUGUCUACUGGUAGGCUCAGCUGGAUCGAUGUUGAAGACAAAUAUCCUAAGUUUGAACAACAAGAGGCGAGCUCCAAGUGAAAUGGCCUAGUAGUAACGGUAACUACACAUUAAAAGAAAAAAAAACGAUUGAUGAUCUUAGAUAUCGCUGUUUAAUUGCAUUUGUCUGGCUCUGCAUUUUAUUUCAAUUAUUUUCAGUAAACAAAGUAAUCCUGCAAA